AAGCCGACUAUCAGCCACGAAAGCUUAUACCAUUAAUAUAGUGGUCAGCCUUUAAGGUAGCAGCACCAGGCUCUUUAUGGUUUGGGGGGUUAAAGCCUGAGGUGAUAUGGGCAGGGGAAUACUCCUUCUCUUGAGAGAAAAACUGGGAGACGUUGACGACAACGAUCUACGGCGGGAGGACCCAGCAGAAAGCACAAGGCGGAAGAGGCGGUGUUUGGGUUGCGCCGGGGCUUCUCUGGUGCUUCGCCGGGCCGGAAGAAGCGAAUCUUGGCGGGUGGUUGAGGUAGCAUGGGCCGCAAGAAGCAGCAGCAGCGUCGGGACGCGGCGCUCCGGAGAGUGGUAACAUUUGAUGAGGAGAGCCGGCGGGAGUACUUGACAGGGUUCCAUAAGCGUAAGGUUGAGAGGAGGAAAGCGGCUGUGCAGGAGAUAAAACUCAAGCUGAAAGAAGAGCAGAAGAAGAUGAAGGAAGAGAGACACAAGGAAUACAUGAAGAUGUUGAAAGAGAGAGAGGAAGCUUUGGAGGAAGCUGAUGAGCUGGAGCGUCUGGUGACAUCCCAGACAGAGUCUGUAAGCUAUGAUCACCCAAACCACACAGUCACCGUUACUACAAUCAGUGACUUGGAUCUCUCAGGAGCACACCUAGUGGGGCUGAACACCCAUGAGGAAGAAGAUGCUGGAACAGAAAAAGAUGCCUCAAGCAGACCUGCAUGCAUUUUGCCUAAAAAAUCUAGAGACCCUUUCCUGUCUCAGAGGAUCUCUUCUCUCACUGCCUCGCUGCAUUCCCGUAGCCAGAAAAAGACAAAAGGAAAGCAGAUCAGGCACAGCCAAGGCAUCAAGAAGAGAACCCAGAAACCAAGUACAGGACGGACAAGCAAGUCCCAACGCCGGAAAAUGACUGGCAAAGGGAGGCACUUCCAAGACUGAUGGGCAGGCGCAGUGAAAAUAGUACCCUGUAAAGUUAUGAUCUCUGGCAACAUCUGGAGGGCUAUGCAUUCCCAGCUCCUGAUUCACACUCUGUUCCAAGGAAAGUCCAUUUUGUAUCAGUGAGGUCUUUCUCAGUGGGAGCUUCACUGGAAGAGGAAAACUUUCUCAAAACUAAGUGAGGAACACUGAACCUGUUACUUGGAAGAGUAAAAUAUUUUUGUGCAGAAUAGCCUACUUCGGCUAAGCAAAUGUGAUUGUUCUUGGCCUGCAUAGGCCUCUUGCUGUGUGUGCUACACAUGCGUGCGCACACACACACAACGGGGGUGGGAAACAGAUGCAUUUUCUCUGGUAUUGAGAGAUAAUUAAAUGGUCACAUCUACAAGGAGGGUGCAAUCUGCAUCCAUGGAUUGUUGUCUUGCCUGUAGUCCCAGCUUAUCCUCACUGGGAGAGCUGGUGCUGUGGGUGCUUAGCAGAUGAGCACAAAAACGCUAGGAAACUUUUAAAAUUUUGUGUGCAUGAUUUUUUAAUUUUGUGACAUAAAUAUCUGUUUCAGGA
Messenger RNA from Rhineura floridana, 1479 nucleotides. RefSeq names its product nucleolar protein 12 (gene NOL12). The transcript is spliced from 6 exons. Lineage: Eukaryota; Metazoa; Chordata; Lepidosauria; Squamata; Rhineuridae. The record is from RefSeq and is a predicted model, not a curated record. Bases 289 to 924 code for a protein of 211 amino acids. Gene Ontology annotation, molecular function: RNA binding. Gene Ontology annotation, cellular component: nucleolus.